AUGCCAGUCAUCAGUAGCCUUCCCACUCAGGUUCAGCCCCUCCAGAGGAGAGACACGGCCAACACUACGUCCUCGAACGGUACAAUGGGAAGUUCAUCCAACGAUGCGGCCCGUUGGGAAUGCCCUUGUUGUGGAAAGGGGUUUCAACGGAAGUACAACUGCGAGCGACACAUCUGGGAAGUUUGCCAGUCCCCCGGAGAGACAUUCUUCUGUCCUUAUCCCGAAUGCUUGGCUCCACACAAGCGUAGGAGCCGCUUGAAGGCGCACUUCAAAAAGCAUUUCGCCCCAGACAAGAACAUGAUCAAGCGGGCCCUCGAGUGGUUCGAUUCAUGGGUUCCCGACAUCGGAUACCAGUUUUCGAACAACGAAGACGAACUCAACGCUUGGCUCGACUCACUCGUUGCAGAGACUGCGACGGACACCCGCACUCAAGGUUAG
Molecule: messenger RNA, 438 nt
Organism: Lasiodiplodia theobromae
Lineage: Eukaryota; Fungi; Ascomycota; Dothideomycetes; Botryosphaeriales; Botryosphaeriaceae
Product: Zinc finger protein 58
Exons: 1
Coding region: 1-438 (145 amino acids)
Source: RefSeq, a predicted model, not a curated record